This is a messenger RNA of Drosophila persimilis, 813 nucleotides long. RefSeq names its product PSME3-interacting protein. Bases 25 to 738 code for a protein of 237 amino acids. Gene Ontology annotation, cellular component: nucleus. The record is from RefSeq and is a predicted model, not a curated record. Lineage: Eukaryota; Metazoa; Arthropoda; Insecta; Diptera; Drosophilidae. The transcript is spliced from 3 exons.
AAAGUGUUUUUGUUAAAAUAAAAUAUGAGUUCAGGCUUUGUAACUGAAGCAGAGGCGGCCGAAGCUCGGCAAAAACGUCAGGAAGAGUGGGAGCGUGUCCGCCAGCCAGAGGAUCCACUGGAGCGACCAGAGGAACCAUAUGACGGACGCUCACUUUACGACCGCCUGCAAGAACAAAAAACCAAAAAGGACAUGGAAUACGAAGAGGCACACAAGCUAAAGAACCUAAUCCGCGGGCUGGACGAUGAUGAGGUGCAGUUUUUGGAGGCUGUCGAUGAGCACAAAAUAAACGCGGAGCGUCAACAAAUGCGUGAUGAGGCCCGUGAACUAGAAGACUUUCGCAAUCGAGUGGAGAAGCUGCAAGAGGAAAGCGUUGAUAAGAAACUGCAAGCAGAGUUGAAGACCACCGCAAAAUCUGUUGGUGCUACGGGGGCCCGAAACACACAAAAAUCAUUGCUGGGCCACGGAAUCAAGCGCAAAAACGGGGAAUCGCCCACCACAAGCAAAGUGGCCAAAACGGUAGAGAACGACAGCACUCCAGUGCAGAAGGAGGAGCAAGAGAAAACACAGCCAGCUUUUCAAAGCGGGCUGCAAUUAAUAGCCACGCUGCCUGGCAUUGGGCCUUACACGGAGUCCAGCGACUCUGAGGCUAGCACUGAUUCGGACGAUCUUGAUCGGUUUACUCGUACUGACUUGUGUGGUCGAAAGAUACCAAAAAAGAAACAGUGCACAGAGUAGGGUCAAUCUUCUUAUUGGCGUUCUUAACAUGUAAUUCUUUCUUGCAGCAGAAUAUAGCCUAGAGUAUAAACAUUA